This is a messenger RNA of Suillus subaureus, 186 nucleotides long. RefSeq lists its product as uncharacterized. The transcript has a single exon. Lineage: Eukaryota; Fungi; Basidiomycota; Agaricomycetes; Boletales; Suillaceae. The annotation marks the transcript as partial. The record is from RefSeq and is a predicted model, not a curated record.
CUCGCAAGAGCAGAUCUUCCAGACACCUACCUAUUUCAACAAGCAUCACAAAGUGCUGACAACCUUGAUGAAUCAGAUCUUGCACAAUGGGAUGUUGAUCCACCAUACCACACUCCUCAACCUUUAGAGACCCCAGCAGAAGCUCACUGGACAGAAAACCUUGUCCAGGUGAUCCAUGGUCAAUGA